AUGACAUUUGGCAGCGCACAGACGUACCAAUUUGCUUUGACGGCCAAGGAAUGCGCCAUCUUUCGCGCUAUACGCAAUGUCGAGCCAGGCCUUGUUUCCGCCAACCUACCUAAGACGUUAGAACUCUCUGUCAAGAAUCAAGAUGGCGGCUUCAUUGGAAGUUGUACGAUUGAAACCAGGGACAUGUUCAAAAACUUUGUCAGCGCCGCUGUCGGAUUUUACGAGGAACUGAUCAAGGAUCCUGCUGGAACACUCGAACCUGUUGAACCAGAGCUUGUCUACACUGAAUCCGCAACCCAGACACAAGAGAUUACAGUUGUGGCCCCAGAUCUAAAGAGUAUAGUCAGAGAUAUGUCAUGGGUGCAAAUUCGCGAGGCCAAGAUUCCGGCUUGUGUCAAACAAGUCGCUUUCACAAUAGACGACCAUGGCCUCACUCCGGACUAUCGGGAAGAAUUGCAGUCUGAAUACCCAGGUGUUGCAAUCUUAACACCUAGCAUGAGGAUGAAAGAAGAAGUGGCACAGAGGGUCUUGGAACAGGCAAAAGCUGAAAUUACAACUCCUAUGAAGAUGGAAGAAGAAAUGACGCAGGGAGUCCUGGAACAAGCAAAACCCAAAGGAGUGACGGAAAUGAUCAUCGAGCUCGACGAGGCCGAAGUUGCCCAAAAUCCACUAUUAGAGAAGGUGAUGCGAGACCGACAUCCGUGGGCAACUAUAGAGUCAAGGCCUAGCCCCAGCAUAUCCAGGAAGCGUACCCAGCGAACAACCGAAUCCCGACCCUCAUCACCCCGCAGACCAGACCCACUGGAGCAUUUGAAAGACCUUGCGGAUUUCGCAGUCGGGCCAGACCCGCCUGCAGACGAUGAGUUUGGAUAUCGGUUUGCCAUUAGCACAGGAUGGAAUACAUUAUCCUACCCGCGGAAGCUGGAAAUUGCACAUGCCCGAGCCAUUCAGCAUCACUAUGGCAAAGUGGCCGAUGGACUAGGAUGCUCGCACUGUGUUGAAAAGGGAUACCAGUGCAAAGUAUACCUUCCACAGCUCUGCAAUCUCUCCCACAUAGCAUUCGGCCAAUCAUGCCAAAACUGCAGACUACAAGGUGUCCGAUGCGAUCUCCCUGCCGCGACACGAGAACGCAUGCCGGUACCAACGGGACCCGCAGCACUGCGACUCGACACACAAAACGUGCCCAGCUUUGGCUCGCAUGAGACACCCUACACGCCUCCGCCUACGACAACAUCCAACACGCCAAAGCCAAAUCUUGCAUCCCGAAUCACAAACGUCGUCUCCAGCGGCCCCGACUCGUAUUCACACUGCGCCUACUAUAAAUCACGCGACAUACUCCAAUUUGCAGACGAGAUCAACUACCGCGUCCCCGGAAAAGCGCGCAUCGUCAUAAGCGCCAUGUACGGCAAAUUGUGGAAGCACCUCGAAACGGAGCCGUACGGAAAACGCUUCAUCACCCUCAUGCUUCACUACGAGAACCUCAUUACCUUGUACGUCCUCACCUAUCUGCGCAAGGAAUACGAAGAAGCCUUCCAAGUGCUCCUACGCUUCCAGCACACAAACUGCAACAAACCGGGUCAGCUGCCCGAGGUAGACGCCGUACUCCCGCUGUUCGAGUGGCUGCCAGCCGACGCGCCGUUGCGGCGGUGGGUAGCCAUUCUGUUCGCAACGCGCUGGAACUUCAGUCAGAUGGAAGCGAUGGAACUGCAAGUCCGCCAGAACGAGGUGCUGAAGACUUUCGUACACGAAGUCGCAGCCGCCAGGGGCUCGUCUGACGGACAGGGUGUCGAUGAGCUGCAGAAGAGGUGGUGCGAGGUGCAUUUGCACGAGCUCGGGUCCGAGGAACACCAGGAGUGUGAGCGCAUGGAGGAAUCGUUGGAGGAGGAGGUUGUGCCGACGGUGUGGAGAGAUGACAGGGGGAGGGAGGCCGUUGGGAGGCCGACGCGGGGGAGCAGUGCUGGGCCGGUAUCGCCGGUUUCUGGGUCCAAGAGGAGAGCUGACGAUGAUACGGCGCAGAGACCGUUCAAGUGGAGGGGAAGUGCGAGGGGAAGGGGUAGAGGUGGUAGAGGGAGAGGAAGGGGGGAGAGCUCAAGGUGGGAUGACUAG
Molecule: messenger RNA, 2106 nt
Organism: Pyrenophora tritici-repentis Pt-1C-BFP
Lineage: Eukaryota; Fungi; Ascomycota; Dothideomycetes; Pleosporales; Pleosporaceae
Product: Tymo-45kd-70kd domain containing protein
Source: RefSeq, a predicted model, not a curated record